AGAGGCGGCAGCUGCGGCGGCGCCUGUCGCACGAGCGCGUAGAGCAGCGGCCGCAGCUCCGGGGCCGCCGCUGCCCCGGCUGCCAUGAGUUGUGCGGAGGUGAUGUAUCACCCCCAGCCGUAUGGAGCGCCCCAGUAUCUGCCCAACCCCGUGGCAGCUGCAACCUGCCCCACAGCCUAUUACCACCCGGCGCCCCAACCUGGCCAGCAGAAGAAGUUAGCGGUAUACAGCAAGAUGCAGGACUCUCUGGAAGUCACCCUUCCCAGCAAACAAGAGGAGGAGGAGGAGGAGGAGGAGGAGGAGGAGGAGGAGGAGAAAGACCAGCCUGCCGAGAUGGAGUACCUUAACUCUCGCUGUGUCCUUUUCACUUAUUUCCAGGGAGACAUUGGGUCAGUAGUGGAUGAACACUUCUCAAGAGCUUUGGGCCAAGCCAGCACCCUUCAUCCAGAAUCUGCCAUUUCAAAAAGCAAGAUGGGGCUAACCCCCUUAUGGCGAGACAGCUCAGCUCUCUCAAGCCAGCGGAGUAGUUUCCCGACUUCCUUUUGGACCAGCUCUUACCAGCCCCCAUCUGCACCCUGUUUGGGGGGAGUUCAUCCUGACUUCCAGGUCACUGCACCCCCUGGCACCUUUACUGCCGCUGACCCCAGCCCCUGGUCAGGACAUGGACUGCAUCAGACUGGCCCCGCCCCUCCCCCUCCCGUGUCCGAGUCCUGGCACUACCCUUUGGCAUCUCAGGUGAGCCCGUCCUACAGCCACAUGCAUGAUAUGUACAUGCGGCAUCACCACCCCCACAUGCACCACCGCCACCACCACCACCACCACCACCAUCACCACCACCCUUCUGCUGGCUCUGCCCUGGAUCCAUCCUAUGGGCCCCUGCUGAUGCCGUCUGUGCGUGCGGCCAGGAUUCCCGCUCCCCCGUGUGACAUCACAAAAACAGAUCCGACUACAGUCACCACUGCUACCUCAGCGUGGGCCGGAGCCUUUCACGGAACCGUGGACUUAGUGCCAAGUGUGGGGUUUGAUACAGGUCUACAGCAUCAAGACAAGAGUAAGGACUCACCAUGGUACUGAAACACACAGUAUUAGCAAGUUAGAUUGAAGCGUGAAUCCAUGGGCCCACUGGGAAAAGAUGCUGCCAGGGUUUGUCAUUCUGCAGUGGGACACAGUAGACAUGGAAGGAAAAGAGGAAGUGUUAUCCAGCUGACUUUGGUUUGGAGCCUUUUCUUGAGAAAGCAGAGUGGGUCAUAGACAUUGAAGAAAAGCAUUUUUGUUUAUUUUUUCCCUCAUCUGAGCCUUUGCCAACUGUGCAACUCUCUUUUAUUUUUUGUCUUGCUUUUAACAAUACAUGGUUUAGUUUUUGUUUCAGUUCAACACUUUUUUUGAGUUUUUUUUUUUUUUUUCUUUUUGAACCAACCACCUUGUCAGGAAAAGAUGAACCACAAAGAAAAUGAUCAUUCUUUCAGGAAUACAAUUUUGUAGCUCUAUGUGCAUCUAUUUUUGUAAAAAUACAGAAAGUUUGAUUUAGCAUUGAUGGGCUAUUUUUGAGGGAUGUGGGUUUUUUUAAAUAUUGUAACAAUUGUUAAGUUCUGUUUAAAGAACUUGCUCUCAGAGAAGCACUGGCAAAAAUGUUUAAAAUGCUUGGCUUUAAGAUGUCUGUGAUACGCUCUGUGCUUUCUAGCUUACCUCAGAUGUUUGAUAGUUUCUCCUUUUUACAGAAGUAGCACCAUAGCCAAGCCAACAUGGUAUUAUUUUACAUUCAAUCUCAGUGAAGAUUUAAUUCCAUGCUAGCUCACUUAGCUCUGAGUUAUAUGUAAAGCUUGAAAAGGAAGUUUUUUAAUGAUCAUACUAAAGAAAGGCUAUUUCAUUACUUUGAUUUCUCCCAAAGACUGCUUGGAGGUUGACUAAGAAGAAAGUUGGCAUAAACUUUCAAUCAGAUGGAGAGUUUGCCUAGAGUAUAUAAUUAUCUUUCUAGUCCAUCUGACUUUGAAAAAUGGAACCAGAAUUUCUAUCCAACUACUGGAAAAAAAAAUUUAAUCAUGCUACCUUUGAGUGCCAGUGACUUAUUUUUCUUGUUUAUAAUUAUUCAUUCAUGGCAAUUUUUUGCCAUAUUUUAAGUGAAUUUUUUUUUCCUGAAGAUAGUUUGAAGGGAUAAUAUUUGGGAAGGUACUAGACACAUCACAAAGCCUUUAAUUCAAUGGCUGUUUCUGAGAGUGUUACCCAUCAUUUUAAAUUGAAAAAUAAUGUAUUGCAUAUGUAAUAUUUUAAAUCAGUUUUUGCGUCUUUUUUGUCUGUUUAACGCUGGUUUUAGUUGAUUUAGUUCUUUUUAAGAAAAAAAUGGGGGCAAGAUAAAUUUAAAUUGGGAUUUAUACUAUAAUUACUGAAAUUAGGUUAAUAAAUUGACAACUUAUCUGAAAUUUAUUACUGAGGACUCAGGAUUCAACUUGACAUGGCCCUCAGGACCUAAAUAAGAAAAAGUUGGGAUUAUCAUUAAAAUGCUAUUAGGAAAAGAUUAGGUUUAUAAAAGUAGCCGUUAUUGGUAUUUUAAGGACUUCCAAUGUAAAGUCCAUUCUUUCAUUUGCUUCCAGAGAUGGCUCAUAUCAAAAAGGUAGUAUUAUAUAGAAGUUUUAGUUUGUUAAAAAUGUUUCUCAAUUUUUCCCAUCUCUGUCCUCACCCAUGUGAAAUUAAAUGUUUAGUGAAAUAACAUUUUCCAUCUUAAAUAGUGUAUCUCAUAUGUGUGAACAUUUUAGAUACAAGAACAACAUAGUCUCUGCUUAGCUAGGCAGAGUUCUCACAGAUAAUUUUCAAAUAUUUCCCUUAACUCUAUUUUUAUGCCAUAAUCUUCUUUCCUGGUGCGUCUUAUCAGUUAUAAAUCUAUACACUCUCUUGUAUUUUCAUCACUAUAUUGCUUCUUAACCAGACUACUCUUAACCCAGUAUACACAUUUAACCUAAUGUGAGGUCCAAACGUAAGGAAUCUUCCACUUACUAAUGAUAUGAACUUAGAUUUCUAGGGAGUGGCUUGGUUAAAUUAUCUACAUUUUUAUCUACAAUUUGAUUUGAUACAAUUAUUUGUAAUUUGCCUAAAUCUGUGUAGCACAAGGUUGAAUGAAUCUAUAACAUUUGUUUUACUUUGUGUCCUCCUGAAUUCUCAAAGACCAGUGUUCAGUAGCUCCCAUGGUAUGACUCACUGGGGAUAUUUAUUUUCCUCCUCUUCCCUUGGAACCUGUUAACUUCCUUUGCAGUUUCUCUUAGAGCAGUUUUGUACUCCAACUCAUUCAGAUCGUUCAAUUGGAUUUUCCCAAUUAUGAGAAGAAACGUAUUGACUUUCUGCCCGUUUCCUUACUCUCCACUGAAUUGAAUGUAAGGCAAGAGAGCAGACAAUUAGAUAGCUUCACCCUGAAUUUAGGGUGACACUUUGCCCUGUGUCACUCCUGGUAAAUAUCUGAUAAAACAUUCCUUGGCUCAGAGGACCCAAGAAAAGUUGGGGAUCUGAAUUCUGCUGUACACAGGAGAGAUUUGUGAGUGAGAUCCCCCAUUGAGAACAGGCCCAGGUGUUGCUUGGCACAUCGCAGGGACUGGAUCCUUGCCUAUACAAGGAGUGGAUCAAAAUGUGAGUCAAAAAAGAUGAGUGCCUGUCUCUGUAAUUGUCUCACAUCCCAUUGCUACAAUCAUAUUACUAUUACCACCGAAGUCAUAAAAGAGGAUGAGUUGUAAUUUAGUAUGAUUCUGAGUUUAAGUUUAAAAUGCUGUCACUCUCUGGGUUGGUUUUCUCGCACCAAAAUGAUACUGUUAAUUUUGGAGGCUUCCAGACUGCUUUAUUGAGGGCUACCAUCUCCCUCCGCAAUUUCAUUUGCAACCACUCCACCUUUGGUUAUUUUAUAAAUUAGGCUUUAUUCAAGCUUUCUAAAGAUCUGUGAGCUAGAUCCUAGAAAAUCAUCUCAUUGAUUUGACAUCUAAUCUAUGCUUCAACCACUAAACUAUCAUGAAAUAAGAAACAACAAAAUAGUGAUUAGGUAGAUCUUUACAGGUUAUUUGGUUUUUCACUGUUUAUUUGAAAAGCACCUCUGAAGGUAAAACUCAAUGCUUCAUCUUAAGAAGGUUAACCGUCCCCUCCUAACUUUCCCCUUUAGCUUUUUUCCUCUCUCUUUCCUCUUAGAGUUAUUUACAUUACUAUUUUAAGCAAAAAUGGCCGGGAUUGCUCUACAUUUUGCAAAUGAUAACAAGUGGUUUGCAAAUAAUUGAGAGAUUAAUUUCUUCAACGUUGUAAAAACCUUUUUUUAAAAAAAAUUCUAGGCACUGGCAUAAACUGUGCCCUUGAGGAGCUCGUUAUUCAUUAUACAAAUGGCAAUCAGAAACUAUAUUUUUAGAAACUGCAUUCUAUCCCUUACUGAGUGCCCCUUGGUUAUGUAAUGUUUGCCAAAUUAAGUCAAUGGGGCAAUGGUACUAAGAGGUAGAAAAGGCUAGUAUUUAUGUUACAGUUCGACUAGAGGAUAAAUAGAGAAGCAGAAUGAAUUAAUGAAAAAAAACCCAACAACAUUGGCUUGGACAUUAGGUCAUUUUCUGAAUUCUGGUUUAGCCAUAAUUAGAUGUGUGUUUUGGUGUUUCAUUUAUUUAUCUCAUGAGUAAAGUGGGAUAAUAAUACCUAACUGGCAGGCUGGAAAUCGUAUAUAUAUACUCAAUCAUCUGGCUCAUAGUAGACAUUCAAUAAAUGACAGAUACCACAAAUACCUAUCAGCUGAGUAAGUAAAUCAUAAAAUUGAGCUCCCAAACAUCACUUCUGUUUACUUUCCACACCCAUUUCUGUAGCAAUCAAAUAGUUAUGACUGUGCUUUUCUGUAAGAAAUUGUUGCAAGAGAAUCUUUGCCUUCUACUAGAUGUUGAAGAUAAAACAUAAAUUUCUAAAUUAUCUCUAUUUUAGUGUGCUGUUUAUGAAGGAAAAUAAAUUAACCUUUUAGUGGUAUGUAGACCCAACUUUGAGUUUUCUUACAUGUUCCAAACUUUUAUUCAUCCAGGACCCUGUGUAUUAUUGUCCCCAAAAUUAAAGUGACAGUUUCAUGAAACCACCAAAGUUUUAACUUUUUCAUUAUAUUUUGGGCUUCCUUAGCACCUAGAAUAAAAAAUCUCUUUUGAAGUUAUCCCCUUUUUUUUUAACUUGGAGAAAAAAUUGCAAAAUAUGGUGGAAAAAAUGUUCUGCAUGAAAAGAGGAGGAAAAAAAACCCAACCCUUUAUGAUCUCAGUCAGCAGAUUUAUUCUACUUGAGAAAAAAAAGAAACAACUUCAUUGGAAGCAGAUGUUGACACUGUGUCAGUUAUUGAAGAUGGAAAGGGUUCACUUGAGCCAUUGUGGUUACAAAGGGGUAUCGAUGGCUGUUAAAAUUCCUGUGAUUGAGUAUCUUCACAGCAGACAGGACAGCAGAAAAGCUGAAACUAUGAGACCAAGACUGAAAUCAGCCUGCCAAUUUUAAUGUACAGGACCCUAAGGACUCAGUUGUUUUUUUUUUUUUUUUUCCCUCCUUCAGGAUAAAAGACAUAUCUUUCAAAAAAUUUAAGGUGGUUUGAGAGAGAAAUUAAAAUGUAUUCUCUAAAAACAUAGCCCUAGAAUCCUUUAAAUCUGUUAUUAAGCAUUAAAACUAUUAUUUAAGUCAUUUUAGAAAAAUCAGGGUAAAAAUUUAGUUUAAUAAUAUAUGUUGAAGAAACAGACUCACAGACAUAGAGAACAGAGUUGUGGUUGCUGAGGGAGAGGUGGGGCGGGAGG
This is a messenger RNA of Delphinapterus leucas (beluga whale), 5756 nucleotides long. Lineage: Eukaryota; Metazoa; Chordata; Mammalia; Artiodactyla; Monodontidae. The record is from RefSeq and is a predicted model, not a curated record.